AUGGAGUGUGAUGGUACUGGUGGCGUCUUAGGCGAUAUUGGCACUGGCGGAGGAGGAAACAAGGGCCCUAACCAACGCAAACUUGAUGCAGAAACUAGACGUGAAGAAGCCAAGAAACAAAAUAAUGAAAUGGCUGAGCUGGCGAUGGAAAUGCCACCACAGGAUUACGGUGAUGGAAGUGAAAUUAUCAAGCAUUGGGUUCUCUUAUACCCUGGUUUACUUGGGAAAAUUUUGGAUCAAACAAGAGAUGAUUGUUGGGCUUUGGCUCUUUCAGGAAUAUUAGAAUUUAGCAUCAACAUGGAUCUUCCGACAAGUCAACAAAAAGAUUUAGACAUCGAGAAAUUCAUCAGAGAAGUAAAACUAACAGUUGCUGAUCUCAAUGCUAAAAAGAAGUUAAACCAAAACGAUUUGGCUGUUGGUUCGUUAAAGAAGGCAAUGAACUAUCUAUUUCGCACAGGAUUAGAAAAGAAGGAUGGGAGAAAGGGAUCUAAAGUGUAUGCUGUGAAGGGUGAGUUUUGUGAUAAAGACAAUGCCAGCCCUGAGUUUAUCGCUGAGAAGCUGAACAUUGGUCCUGUUGGCAUCAUCGUCGAUGUUGAUGCCAACUUUCUGGAUCACAAAGACGGAAUUCUAAUGCUACGAAAGUCAUCACGAGAUAUCGAAAUUGCUAGGCAUGCUCUUAUCAUAGUUGGCUACGGGAGGAUGAAAGAUGGAAAACUCUUCUUUAUUUUGAAAAACUCUUGGGGAAAGAAUUGGGGUGUUAAGGGCUACGGAAGAAUUAUUAUUGAAGAUGGUUGUGACAUCUUUUUUUUUUUUCCAUCUAAAGUUAUAUUGAAUUUGGGGAAGAAUACAAGGUGUUAA
This is a messenger RNA of Microthlaspi erraticum, 858 nucleotides long. The record is from the annotation of a GenBank genome assembly. Lineage: Eukaryota; Viridiplantae; Streptophyta; Magnoliopsida; Brassicales; Brassicaceae.